Molecule: messenger RNA, 1611 nt
Organism: Symbiodinium natans
Lineage: Eukaryota; Dinophyceae; Suessiales; Symbiodiniaceae
Source: the annotation of a GenBank genome assembly
AUGGCAGAGCAAGAAGGGCAGUGCCAACACAGCCCUGAAUCUGGUGUAAGUCUGGAGCAGGUCGCAUUCCGAGCAGGACGAGUGUUGAGACUGCUCGGAAGACCUUUGCGGGUCACAGAACCAUGUGUGGGCCUGGGAGGCCUGCGAAGACUGUGUGAGUUGUCUCACAGUGAGCACUGCGAGACCCAGGCCUUUGACACAGAGGCUUCACUGGUAAGCUACUACAGAGGACUGGUCAAGCACAUUGGAGCAAGGGGCUUGGAUAGGAUGAAGCUUGGAAGCGACGGAGACAUCCUGAAGCUUCCAGUCGAGACUUUGCAGCCCUCAGAAGUUUUUGCAGCAGGGCCACCGUGCGGGCCGUGGGCAGCCACAGGGGCUCGAAUGGGGACAGCAGAUAGUCGAAGCGAUGUGAUGGACACAUGUGUGGCUUGGAUCAUAUUCCAGGCGUGGCAGGGCCAGCUUGUGGCAUUUGUGCUGGAGAACUCCCGCUUGCUCAAGGGAACCCAGUACCUGGAGGAGAUUUUGAGUCGUCUCCAGUUCUGUGUGCCUUUCUUCCGUAUCGAGGCACAGGUGCACAAUCUCAAGACGAUCUUCCCCCAUGACAGGGAGCGUUUGUGGAUCCGGGGGAUGCGCAGAGAUUGCCUGGGCCCGGAGGCAUCUUUACCAGUGCCACUCACUGCCAAAGACUUGGGAGGGCAUGUGGACAUCAGGACCUUGAUCGAGUCCACAGUGCCCCCAGUGGACCCUGCCUCAUUGAGCCACCGAAUGCGGUGCAACCUUGCUGCCUACAUCGCACGGAUUGAAAAAGAUGUGCUGGCAGGCAAAGCAGGGACCGUGGCCGUGGUGGAGCUAGACCGAAGUCCAUUGCGUGAUUACGGGAAGCAGGUUCUCUAUGAUCUGAUCCCACCCCUUCGCACUGCUGGCCCCAAGUUGUUCCUGCUCUUGUCAGGGGAGGUGAAGAACUGCUUGCCGUGGCAACAGCAGCGACUUCACAGGUUCGUGACCCCAGAGGAGCGCUUCAUGUUCCAAGGCCACAGCGGCCUGGCGUGUCGUAUGUUUGAUAACAAGACUGCCGCCUUGAAGGCAGCAGGGAACGCUUAUCAUCCCCUGCAUUUGGCUUCCAUGCUGUGCCCAAUGCUGGAGCAAGCAUACAUCUAUGGUGCUUUGCCAGAAGAACCGACCAGGCUGAGCACCCAGGAGCUGCACGAGUUGAUUCCUGCAGUGACACCCGGGGAGUCGUUUCAUAACCCUGCUGAGGCUGAAGGUUUCCCCAAUGUCUUCUGUCAAGAUGACAUCGAAGAGUGUGAGAGCAUGAUCAAGAAAGGCAAGCAAGCUUCAAGGAAGUUUGCAGCCUCAUGUGUGGACAAGAAGGGGUCUGAAAGCUCCAGUGUGCAUGGUGCAGGGCCAGCCAGUCACAGGGCAGGGUUGGACCUAAAAUCUGAAGUGAAGGCUGAAGUCAAGCAGGAGCCCAUGUGCAACCCAGCAAGGCCACAACAGCGAGGGUGCUGGCCCCAAGGCUCCCUGAAGAGAGGCUGCAAGGUCGUGAACUUGGCAAGUCCCCAAAGACGAGUCCGGGGCAAGUCGGUGCUGUACACUGACAGAACUGAUUGA